Messenger RNA from Impatiens glandulifera, 2922 nucleotides. RefSeq names its product transcription factor bHLH155-like. Gene Ontology annotation, molecular function: protein dimerization activity; DNA-binding transcription factor activity. Lineage: Eukaryota; Viridiplantae; Streptophyta; Magnoliopsida; Ericales; Balsaminaceae. The coding region runs from base 585 to 2549 and encodes 654 amino acids. The record is from RefSeq and is a predicted model, not a curated record. The transcript is spliced from 11 exons. Gene Ontology annotation, biological process: regulation of DNA-templated transcription.
AAUUCUAACUCAUCUCUUCUAUAUGAUUCUACAUGUCCUUUAGCUGAUCACAGUUGAAUCAGGCGUAAAGCAAUCCCGUACUUCCUUCUCCACAGAUCAUUAUAAACCAGUGAAAGAUAUGGAGGCUCACGAGUUUGAAUAAUCCACGAUCAUUCAUAGGUUCGAUCAGCUUCUAAUUCCUUGAUUUCGUUUAUCUAAGCAUCCGAAAUUGGAGGAUCUUCCAAAUUACUUGUUAUUUACGAAGGCGAUCUGUAAUAUUAUUGCUGAAAUGAUGGCGAGAUCUAGCGGAAGAUGUUUAAUCGUGAUUUUUUCUUAGUUUUUUCCGAUUGUCGAUGCUUCUUGACCAACUGUGCUUGAUCUCUUGGAUUGACUUUGCAAGGAGAGUUUUAGAUAUGAAUUCUAUGCUGUUUAUAUCAACGGGACCUCCAAUAAAACGACGAACGGAUUUGAUUAUGAAACAAGCAGGACGAGGAUCAUAUCGAGGGAGUUAGCUGAGUUACCACGAGAAACGUUGAUUGGAAUAGUAGUUUCUUUGCUGGAGAUUUUUCUUUUUUCUUUUUUCAGUUUCUUAAGAUAAACAAUAUAUGGAGUUCGUUCUUCUCAAGAAGUUACUGCAGAGUUUCUGUUGCAGUUUUCAAUGGAACUAUGCAGUGUUCUGGAAGCUUCAGGAUCAAGGUGAAAGGCUUUUGACAUGGGAAGAUGGAUGUUUCCGUUCUUCAAUUAGAGAGCCUAUGGACAUGAUUCCGGAUCAAUUGUCCAAUAACAGAAGCCCUAUGUUGAGUAUGAGCUAUGAAUCCAGCAUAAAUAGUGAGCAGUCAGAUGAAUUUGCAGUUGACCUGGCAGUGGCAGAGAUGAAGAGUAUCCAUUACAGAUUGGGAGAAGGGGCUGUUGGUGAAGUUGCAUUGUCAGGGAAUUAUUGCUGGUUUUCACAAGACAACAUUACAACCUAUGAUUUUUUAUCCAUGUGUCCAAACGAAUGGCUAUCUCAGCUUGAAGCAGGAAUCAAGAUAUGUUUUGGUAUAUUCCAUUCAGCUUGCCAAAAACAAGCAAAUCGGCCCAAUCAGCAUGCUAUCAAAACCAUUCUGUUAAUACCUAUUGCUCAUCAUGGAGUUCUGCAACUUGGCUCAUUGAAGAAGGUUCUGGAAGAUGCGGAAAUGGUUGCUACUACUAGAGAUCAGGUCUACGAGUGCUUCUCCUGUGCGACCCAUUUCCUUCAUCUCUAUAAUGAUACAGAAUUUCCUUCUAUGUCAGUAUCACCUUCUAACCUGAUUCCCAUGGAGGAUUUUAUUGACCCUUCAAAUAGUCUGAUGAGAAUUAUGACAGCUGAAGAUGAUGAACAUUACAUUUCGGGAAACCAAUUUCUUGGAGAUUUUUUUAAUGACUACUCACUUGAAAAUUCAAUUGGAGUUCCUGAAUUACAAUAUCCUUCGUUGCAUAUGUGGCAAGAUAUUAUUACAGGAAGUUUGGAUGAUUUUCUUUGUUAUGAAGAAGAGGAUGCUCAAAUCUUUAGUUCCUAUCAUACCCAUGACAUUAACAGCUUUGAAAAUUACAUCCAUGAGAAUAAAGAAUCUUAUUCUUCAAGUUUAGUCAUGAAACCGACAUUCAUCAACAAGGAGGCUGAUGUGGAAAAUGAUGAGGAUAAGAGACCAUUCAAGUUUCCGAGACAUAGUGAGCUGCAUAAAGCACUAGGACAAGGAUUGCCAAUGCAGACCAAAGGACACUUGAAUGAAUCAUUCUUCUCAAUAGAGAAUCAAUGUGGUGAAGUUGGGGAACCUCAUGGUUGGCCUUUCGGAAGCAAUUUAGCUGUCCAUCUUGUGGAACCUGUAGUUGUCAAUGGAGAUGAUAAUAUGGUCUACAGCUUCAGUGAUAUGAAAUCAUGCGUGACAUCAAAUAUGGAUAGCACAAUUGAUACAUUUUCUCUAAAAGAGCAGAAGAAGAAAGUUAACCACCACCAUAUUAAGAAGGGGUCAAAAUUACCCAAUAAGAGCAAAAGAAAGACUGAGCCUUGUGAAAAUCCUAGGGCAAGGCCAAGAGAUAGGCAGUUGAUUCAAGAACGGGUGAAAAAGCUACGAGACCUUGUUCCAGAUAGUGGCAAGUGUAGCAUUGACGGGCUUCUGGAGCGAACGAUAAAACAUAUGAAGCACUUGGAAAGUGUCACUUCCCACGCUGAUAAGCUGAAACAAUCUGUUGAGCAUAAGCUAUCUGGUGAAAAAAUUUCCAAAUCAUCUGGACUUGGUGGUGUUGAACAUCUAAAGGGAGGAAGCUGGGGCUUUGAACUGGGGAAGAACAAUCUCCAGAAAAGCCCAAUAGUAGUUGAAGAUCUUGGAACCCAUGGACAUAUGCUCAUUGAGAUGAUAUGCAAUGACUAUGAACUAUUCAUGGAAAUUGCUGAAAUAAUCAGGAAAUUGGAGUUAACCAUCCUCAAGGGAGAAAUGGAAAGUAAAUGGGCCUAUUUCAUUGUUGAGGUGUCAGAUGGCUUCCAAAGACUGGAUAUAUUCUGGCCACUUAUGCAAUUAAUGCAGAGAAGUUUUCCAAACUCUAUCAUAUAGGGUUGAUCUUAUAUCAGCACUUUUUUAAGCUUUGAAUAAAUUAAGGGUCAGUUUAUAACAUGGUAUCAUCAAAGAUGGAAAAAGAAGAAGAUUGCUUAAUUUGCCAAAAUCAAGAUAUGCAAGUGCCAUAAUUCACAAGCCAACUUUUUAGGUCUGUGGUUUAGGAUGAAGGGAUAUGGAUUAUUUAUGUUAAGAUCAUUCCCCAAACCUAACUAAUGGCAAAAUCAGGAAAAUCUUCUAUUUUGAUUCCAUGAAAAUAUUAUCUGCCCAUCAUACUUUUCCCUCUUAUCAUAUUUUGUUUUAUGAAUAUGGUAUGUUCUAAGUACUUUCUAUAAACAUGUCAAUUCAGUUAAAUAUUUGAAGUUUAUCUCAA